This is a messenger RNA of Dioscorea cayenensis subsp. rotundata (Guinea yam), 1186 nucleotides long. RefSeq lists its product as uncharacterized. NCBI's taxonomy places the organism in Eukaryota, Viridiplantae, Streptophyta, Magnoliopsida, Dioscoreales, Dioscoreaceae. The record is from RefSeq and is a predicted model, not a curated record. Bases 147 to 575 code for a protein of 142 amino acids. The transcript has 3 exons.
AGAUUUUUUUCCCCAUAUUUUCAAUCUUUCGGUGUUUUUAUUUUUUUUCACCUUUCCGGUCAUUGAUUGGAGGCCCUAUGUGUUGUUGGAUACCAAAUUUGGAAGUCAAGCUAUUGGAUUCAUGAUUUUUUUGAAUUUCAUCGAGUAUGGAAGUUGGGAAUUGCGGAAAUGAUGGUGUGAAUGCGAGGUCUACCAAAGGAAAAUGUGGAACUCCCAACAAGAGAUGGAAGGCAGAAUUCGAUAAUUUUUUGAUUCCGUUGUUGGUUGAGCAAGCUAACAAAGGGUUGAAAUGUGACAAAUCUUUCAAAAGAGUUGCUUUUGCUCAUGCUGCGUCCGCUAUGAACACCAAAUUUAACACCAAUUUCAUAGUGGAAAACGUUGAGAACCAUUACCAGAUUUUGAAAUCUCGAUAUGUGGAGAUAAAAAAGGCAAGAGACUUGAGUGGGGCGGGAUGGGAUGAUGAACCCAAAAUGAUUAUCCUCAACCUAAUCGUUGCAUUCACCUAUACGGAGAAAAAUGUUGGAGAUGAAGAUAAUGAGAAUGAGAACUCGGAGUCACCCAGUCAAACAAGCUAACAGUGAUGAUGACGGCGCUGGGAAUUUAGCACCUCCGGUUGCAGCGUAGCACCGCAAUGUCAUCGAGCUUGAGGUCCCAACGCACGAAGGGAACCAAAGGCAUUCCAAUGAUAGCUGAUUUGGUGACAGUUGUUGGGGAAAUGACAGCGGCAUUUAGAAACCCUACACAUUGGUCAGAAACACUGUAUUCAAGGGUUAUGGAAAUUGAGGGCUUCAAUGAGCAUUUGCUGGAAGAGGUGGUUAAUUAUCUCCAAGAGAGGGAAACGGAAGCCAGAAGGUUCAUGGUUAAACGGUCAGACAUGAGGGAGGCCUUGGUUAGGGAGUAUCUCGCCAACCUUGAUUGAGUGUUGCUUGCUGCAAGGAAUUCCUGGACCUUGCUUAGCUGAAGGGGUGUUUAGGCAUGGUUGCUAAUUAAUUUUAUUUGCACUGCUUCAUGCAUUAUCUGCUUCCAUAUUAGGUUUGCAUCUUGCACUAGUUGCAUCCCAUGCAUUUGAUCAAACAAUCAUGUUACAUUAUGUUUGCUGAUGACCUAGCAAGCCACUGACUGUUUGGGUACAUGGUUGUAGCAUGUGGCUUCGUUCUAUGGUAUUCUAUCUAAGACACUAUUUAUG